AUGGCACCAGCCGCGGUGCACUUACAUACGCUGGUGGUCAGGAAUGCGAAAGCGUUGAAGGCUGCCUGGCGACAUGCUGCGAAGCUCAUACAGAACCAGCUACCUGCAGGCUCACGUCCCACACAAGCACAACUCCAACCAAUCCUCGCUCGAAACACUCCUACACACCCUCUUCACCGCAUCGCGUAUCUGAAGCAGAGCAAGGGGCGCUGGUACACUACCCACAGCAGUAUUUCGGCCGCCGUACGCCGAUUUACCACUGCUGCAUCGCGCUCCUCGGGCGUCAAGUUCGAUAAGUCGUCCUUCCCCAAGUCACGCAUCGGCACCAUCGUCAACGCCCAGGCUGGUCGCGCACCGUUUGCCUCAACCCUACGACCGAACAUCACCGGAGGCACACUUGGCCGUACAGCUGGAGGCUAUGGCUGGGGUUCUGGUCGAGCCGGAGGUGCCAGGUACUUCUCUCAUGGCCCAGCGGCGCCUGCACAGGUCAUCAACAAUGUCUCUCAGGCCGUCCGAGCUUUCUUGAUCUCUGGUCAGAAGGCGCAGUACGAUGGCAUCGAUCCCCAUCGUGGUGAGAAGCGCUUCAAGACUGUUACUGCCCUGCAAGACCAGGUCAACCGUACACUCAACAAGGUGCCCAAGGCUACGCCUGGCUCCUACGUCAGCUUCAGCAUCAACCCUACCGUUACCGCUCUCACCCCUUUGAAGGCCGUCAAGGGCUUCGCCGCGUCGCAAGAGAAGGACUCGCUGAAGAGCGAGGGUCUCCUCGAUAUCCUCUCUGUCGACUUUACUCGUGCAGUCAAGGAACUCGCUGCGGUCUUGAAAGAUUUGCAACGACUGUCGGAGCUCGGUGACUUGCCCAUUACGUACGAGGAUUCCACUCUCAAGAUACACUUUCCCGGCUGCGACCGCGACACAGUUGAAACGAUUUGCAGCGACUUUGAAGUACAACGGGGCGUAGUACAUCAAGACGAAGACUUCGACGCCUUUAUUGGCACUGAAAUUGCUCUGCUCUUCCCUUUUGCUUCGAGCAGGACGCCGUCCGAAUGCUCGUUCUUUGAGAAGCCAGUUACCGGUCGACAACACGUGCAGCCUAUCGAUUGGGAGCAGAUGCUUUCACCGUCUGUGUUGACUUCCGACGAGUACUCAACCCAUUCAGAAGACGGCUUCGACGAAUGUCUCGACAUUGAAGAGGAAGUCACCAACCCAUGGCUAUCAUCCUCCUCGCCUUCGGGUUACGAAUCUUUGCACACAAGCGAGGCAGACGAGGUCAACCACAACGCACCGCUCGAGUACCAAGGUGUUGAGGGCAUGUACAGGUUCAUGUCACACUGCGAGACGGGUGUGCGGUAG
Ascochyta rabiei is the source of this 1353-nucleotide messenger RNA. RefSeq lists its product as uncharacterized. The coding region runs from base 1 to 1353 and encodes 450 amino acids. Gene Ontology annotation, molecular function: proteasome binding. Gene Ontology annotation, biological process: proteasome assembly. The transcript has 2 exons. NCBI's taxonomy places the organism in Eukaryota, Fungi, Ascomycota, Dothideomycetes, Pleosporales, Didymellaceae. The record is from RefSeq and is a predicted model, not a curated record.